Messenger RNA from Anguilla anguilla (European eel), 2625 nucleotides. It is a transcript of the gene prlra, whose product is annotated as prolactin receptor a. Gene Ontology annotation, molecular function: cytokine binding; cytokine receptor activity. The record is from RefSeq and is a predicted model, not a curated record. Bases 278 to 2062 code for a protein of 594 amino acids. Gene Ontology annotation, biological process: cytokine-mediated signaling pathway. The transcript has 9 exons. Gene Ontology annotation, cellular component: signaling receptor complex; external side of plasma membrane. NCBI's taxonomy places the organism in Eukaryota, Metazoa, Chordata, Actinopteri, Anguilliformes, Anguillidae.
GAAGGCCGAAGUGUUGUCAGCAGUCGUCUACUCCUCCCUUGCAGAACGUGCUCCACCGGAGGAAACCGCUCAGUGUGAAACUCACUUUUGAUAGUGUAUGCAGAACGUAUCCUCAGUCAAUUCUGGAAAAUUAUCUCAGUAUUCAAGAGCGCAUGUUGAUAUGCUACUUUAUAAUGUAGCGCAAGAGAUGGACGACAAAAUCGUUUGAAUUAUCGGAGCGGAUUAUCGUUACGUCACAGCAUACGAGAGGUGGCUCAGUAUUGAGAUAGACUUUGACAUGAUGUGGGGAGUCAUGCUCAUACUGUCCCUGAUCUUCACUGAUGUCGUGGAGAGUACCCGUUUGUCUCCUCCGGGGAAGCCCAAGCUCACAGGCUGCAGAUCCCCAGAGAAAGAGACAUUCACCUGCUGGUGGGAGCCUGGCCCAGAUGGAGGACUGCCAACCAGCUACUCUCUCUAUUACCGCAAGGAGAACUCUGACACUGUGCACGAGUGUCCGGAUUACCACACGGCGGGAAAGAACUCCUGUUUCUUCAACAAGAACGACACUUCCAUCUGGGUGAACUACAACAUCACUGUGGUGGCCACCAAUGCCCUUGGGCGCAACGUCUCUGACCCUGUUGAUGUGGAUGUGGUAUAUAUUGUCCAGCCCCACAUGCCAGAGAACGUGACCGUGGUCGUGCAAGAGGUUGAUGGUAAUGACCCGUCCCUUCUGGUGAGAUGGGAGCCCCCGCGUAAGGCAGACACGCGCUCUGGUUGGAUCACCCUUGUCUACGAGCUGCGCGUCAAGCUGGAAAAGGAGGAGAAGUGGGAGGAGCACUUUGCAGGCCAGCAGAAGCAGUUCAACAUCUUCAGCCCACACUCAGGAGAAGUCUACAUGGUUCAAGUCCGCUGUAAACCAGACCAUGGCUUUUGGAGUGAAUGGAGUUCUACAUCAUAUGUCACGGUCCCUGACUACAUUAACAGGGAGAGGUCAAUGUGGAUCCUGAUUGGUGUCAUCGCAGCUUUUGUUUUUGUCGUCAUCACAUGGGCUGUCACUGUGAAUCGCAACAGUGUAAAACAUUUUCUGCUUCCCCCUGUUCCUGGACCUAAAAUCAAAGGAUUUGAUACACAACUGCUCAAGGCUGGGAAGUCAGAGGUGCUCGAUCAUUUGGUUAUCCAGGGCUUUACCUCCAUACCAGACUUCGAGGACCUGUUGGUGGAGCACUUUGAAGUGUAUGAUGUGGAGCAGGAGCUGGUUCUAGAUGGAAAGGACUUACAAGAGGUGCAUUUGAAAUCCAAGGACUCCUCCGACUCUGAUUCUGGGAGAGGCAGCUGUGACAGCCACACAUUGCUAAUGGAGAAAUGUGGUGAGCCCAAGGUGGACCAGACCACAAUAAUGAAGGACAAAGUGAAUCAGGCUGGUAGUGGACCCCUGGUGAGAAGCAAUAGCCAUGGUUACUAUAUGGAUGCUGCUAAGUCAGCUGAUGACACUAACCGGUCCUGGCCAACAGUCUUCUCUUCAGAGCUGCCCAUUAAUAAACCCUCCUAUCAUAGCAUUCCUGAGAUAUCUAAGCAAUGGCAUACCCUUGGCAACCACUGCCCAUCCACCCACAAGCAAGACUGUCUUGGCAAACAACCAGCCAGCUACACAUACAUGCCAACCAACAGUGAAUGUAACAUCUCCAACAGUGGCCAUAAGAGGGAAACCACCUUUCAGCCUUCUAAGUCCAUGGAGUACGUGGAGGUUCAGAAGGUGGAACAAGAGAAUAUGCUGGUUCUGAAACCUAUAGCAAAGGCAAGGCAGGACCUCUACCACCUGGAGUUCACAGGACAGGACUAUAGUAGGGUGAAUGGGGUGGUCAAAGACAACAUCCUCCUGCUUCAGAAGGAAAUGGCUGCUAAAGACCAAGAAUUACAAAACUUGGUGGAGAACUACGCCCAGCAACAGGCUGGAAAACCCCAAAUCCACAUGGCUGUACCUUUGCCCUAUGAGGGAGCACACAUCGCAUCUAACGGCUAUGUUGACACAGCCACCAUAUUGCCCACCUUUUCUCAAGCCUCUUCACAGAGAGAAGCCUCAUAAACUUAACUUCGUUUCCAGAAUUAUUUAUCAUAUUGGAAUUAUAAAGAAAGGCAAAAUGUUGUUCACAAUGUUAGGCAUAUUUAUUUUUGCAUCACCCAAUGGUUGAGCAGAUUGUGUCACAUUAUAUUUCUGAUAUAGAGGUAAAAUUGUCUUUUUCACAUAUUUUCACACAUACAUUUACGAGUGUCAUAUUUGCUUGCUGUGUCUAUGCUGUGUAUGCCUAAUACGAAAUAAUUUUAAUGAACGUUAAAAUAAUGUUUGUUACUAUAAUUGCUGAAAUGAAAAUGAUUGAAUAGUAUUGUGUUCUUAGUCACAAAUAGAACAGAAUCAAUCAAAACAGAAUCAAUACUUAUUUCCUCAUUGAAGACAAAUAAAUCAAUACAUUUGAGGAAAAUAUACAAUAUGCUAGCAAUAAGAAUGUAUAUAUAUAUAUAUAACUGUAAAAUACUUUUUAUAAAGAUGAUAUUUUUCUGUUUAUGUAGACAUUUAUAGUUCACAAAUGUUUAAAAAUUAAGUCAAUUUUUUUCCCAUUAAAGGUAGAUAAACCGCAAAGCUGCUUUUAA